UGAAAUUGCUCCAAAGUCCAACCUAAAAAAUGUGCAACUCACGCGCCAUGGACACUAUUUUGGUAAUAAACAACAAGAAGACAGAGCAAAGUGUGGGUGAUAAAUUCUCGGAUAUUCUCAGCAUGGCAUCCUUAAAGUAACUUUUCCUUUCCACUUUCUCUCAACCUCAAGAACCUUGUCUAGUUUUGGUUUUUCAUCACAGUCCUUGGUUUUACUCAUGGAGAUUGAAGCAAGAACAAAGAUCCCUUCUCAAGUUAACAGAUUCCAUGUUGAUGAAAUGCAUGACAUCAACAUUAUUGAAUGGAACAAGAAAAGAAAAUUACAGGGUUUUCAGUUAGAUAUGCUUAGACCAAAACAUAAAUGCCGGGUUGAGAGUUUCUCUUCAGAAGAUACAUCAAUGUCUGAUGAAAGUCCAAUUUUUGGUAGUGCGAACAACCACACGGUUAAUAGCAGAAUGGAUGUUGCGUUCCUCGAUGAUAGAUCCGAACCCGAAUCUGCCAAAGAUAGUAAUAGUUUUAUUGAAGACUCUGAUACUUCCAUGUCUAUAAAUGAAGAAGCCAAACUUGAGGCAGAUAGUGCAAAUACAUAUUCAUCCUAUGAUGAUCUUGAUUCACAAGCAUUCAAAAAUCCGGAGGAGCAUCUUCAGGUAUAUGCAGAGUAUGUUAAAGACAGCGGUGAUGAUCAAUCUAUAGAUAAGGAAUUUGAAGAUUUUCUUUUUUCUAAUGGCGUGAAUCCUGACAAGUAUGUCCUUUCAUCUGGACGAUUGUUACUAAACGAAGAAGCUGAAUCAAGUACAAAGCCGCCGCCGCCGACAAUUGAUCAAGAAUUUGAGGAGUACUUUUCCGCACUUAUGCUCUAGCAGAAAUUAUUUAGGGGGUAGAUCUAUAUAUAAUUCUGACCAGUGUUGUCAAUUGUGGAAUGCAGAAAAUAGCGGUUUCUUCAAAUUCUGCUAUACUACAGUGCUAUAACGCUGUUAUUUAACAACACUUUGUACAAACUAGUGUGUUGCAGAACAAUAACAAUUUGUUCAAAAUCUGAUACGCUAUAGCGCAACUAUAGCCACUAUUUGACACCGCUGAUUCUGACAAUGGAAGUUGUAUAUAUUACUUGUAUGAAGAUUUUCACCUUUUCAGAAGGUAGUUCAAGAUUUCUUCUUCUGGCCUUCCCA
Messenger RNA from Medicago truncatula (barrel medic), 1168 nucleotides. RefSeq names its product protein FAR-RED ELONGATED HYPOCOTYL 1. NCBI's taxonomy places the organism in Eukaryota, Viridiplantae, Streptophyta, Magnoliopsida, Fabales, Fabaceae. The coding region runs from base 218 to 859 and encodes 213 amino acids. The record is from RefSeq and is a predicted model, not a curated record. Gene Ontology annotation, molecular function: nuclear import signal receptor activity. Gene Ontology annotation, cellular component: nuclear speck; cytoplasm. Gene Ontology annotation, biological process: maintenance of protein location in nucleus; response to red or far red light. The transcript has 3 exons.